UCGAUACCUGGGAAAAAUCUGGCCAAAAGCUGUGAAAAAUUACGAACGAAGGCGAGAAACUCGAGCAAACCAGAUUCCAGAAUUAAAGAUUUUGCAAAUAUAUACCUAUUUAGUUAAGCUCUGCCGAACAGUGUUAACAGUGAUUGCCAUAAAAAAAACCCAAGCUUGUGCUUUAACGUGUUGUGUUUAUUUUGGAGAGGAACUAGACAGUGUCCUGCGGCCGUAAAGAUUUGCAUUUGCCGUCGCUAAUUGUGAGCUACGAACUGCAACUGACAGACGGCAAUCAGUGGGUAAAAGGAAAUCGGAAAGGAAAAACUUUCUGCGCCUGCUGCCGGGUUUUCUUCCUACCAACGCACUUCAGCCAAAUCCCGGGAAAUUGUUCGCCUGCCAAGCCUCAAGCUGGGCGAUUACCGCAAAAUGACACGUGUCAGGCGCAUUGUGCGCUUGGCCUAAAAGUAUGCAGCAUCAUUAGUGUCAGAGCGAAGGGCUCGCCAAAACUACACCAACGCUACAACAACAACGGGGAAAACAAAGGAAAAACUGAGGAAAAACUGAGCUGCACCCGGCAAAAUUGAAAAUGUAUGCUCAUUAGUAAUGGCAGAUGCGACGAGCGGCAAAAACUAACUGAAAAGCGCAUUGCAAGGACCGAACCGACAGCGACAAGUUCCUAAGUCAAACGCCAUUCAUAAUUAGCAACAAUAACAACAAGGACGCUGGAACAUCUGGCAAAAGUCAAGGACGAGUUGUAAAAUAAUUCGCGAAAGCAUGGCCCAAAGAAGCAACUCCAGUUAUCUCGAGCCCCACCAGAAGAAGCCAGAGUCCUUCUCAGCGAGCUGAUUUCGAGAGCCCGACAAAUUAGCAGAGCGCACAAAUUAUCGCCGGGGAAAUUGAUAGAUUCGAUUAGCAAUAUAAAAAGCUCAGAGCCAGCGAGGACGGAGAUAGCAGCCGGCGGCUCCUUUAAUUUGUCACAACCACCAAAGCACGAACCAUCCCAUCGGACUUCCGCCAAAUCCAUCGCUUUAAGCCAACAAAUAUCGAGUCAUGCCUGAGCAGGAUAAUUACGAUGAUGAGUUGGUCUCCAGCAAUCCGAACCAGCGGAACUGGCGUGGGAUCCUCAUCGCGCUCCUGGUCAUCAUAAUCGUCCUGGCCCUGAUUGUUACAUCGGUGGUGCUGCUCACGCCGCCCGAUGAGGGACCGCGGGUCAAGGGUCAGCGCAUCAAGCUGCAGGACAUCGUCGAUGGCCUCUUCACGCCGCAGCACGCCAACGGCAGUUGGAUCGAUGGCGAGGAGUUCCUGUACCAGGACCAUUUGGGUCGCAUCUGUCUGCUGAAUGCAGCCAAUCGCUCGGAACGUGUCCUCAUGUCCAAUGUGACAUUUAAAACUCUGGCCCCCUUCACCUUCACCAUAUCGGCGGACAAACGCUAUCUGCUUCUGGCCCAGAAUGUUGUGAAACUGUUCCGCCACUCCUACCUGGCCCAAUACACGCUCUACGACAUCCAGACCAGCGAGAGCAUCAAGUUGCGGCACAGUCAGCACCAGGAUGAAUGGCCGUAUCUGCACUUUGCACGCUUCACACCCGCCGGCAACGCGCUGGUCUGGGUGCAGGGCUACGACAUCUACUACCGCACGGAGGUGCGCAGCCCGACGGUGCAUCGGAUUACCCAUGAUGCGGUGCCCGGAGUGGUGUACAACGGAAUACCGGACUGGCUGUAUGAAGAGGAAAUUCUCCAUGCAAAUAAUGCGAUUUGGAUGUCGGACAACGGCCAACUGAUGCUGUACGCCACCUUCAACGACACGCACGUCCAGGAGCAGCACUUUGCCUGGUACGGCACGACUGGCUCGUCCGGCGGAGCGGCUGCAGCUGCAGCGGCAGCGGCGGCAGCAGGAGGAGGCGGUGGCACUGGAACUGGUGGAAAUAGCGGCUCGGCGGGCAGCAGUAAUCCGCAUGCCAACCUGUACCCGGAAAUCAGGUCCUUACGAUAUCCAAAGCCGGGCACUCAGAAUCCCACAGUGACCUUGCGGGUCGCCGAUCUGAAGGAUCCGCAGAAGGUUCACAUCACCGACCUGCGACCACCGCAAAUUCUGGCUCAUGAAGAUCAUUACUUCAGCAGCGCCAGUUGGGUGAGCCACUCAAAGAUUGCCGUCGUUUGGCUAAAUCGUCCUCAGAACAUCUCCGUGGUCAGUGUGUGCAAGGCUCCCGCCUUCGAGUGCAUCGAGACCCACCGGGUGAGCGGCGACGGACGCGGCUGGGUGGACACUGUCACAGUGCCUCUGUUUGCCACCAAUGCCAGUAUCUACGUGGCCAUCUCCCCGCUGCGAGAUGGUCUGUUUGGCUAUUUCCGGCACAUCGUGCACGUAGACAUCGACAAUAACCGGGUGCUGCCCCUCACCCAUGGGCCCUACGAGGUGAAUCGAUUGUUGCACUGGGAUCAGCUGGAUAAUUGGAUCUACUUCCUUGGCACUCCGGAGCGCCUACCUUCCCAGCAACAUCUAUAUCGCGUAUCCGCCCUGCCGGCCCGUCAAGGCCAAGCCUUGCAGCCGCCAGACUGCCUGACAUGUCCGGCGCUGAUGCAGCAAGCCGAGGGCUACGAGGAAGGUCACACCAAGUCGCCACCGAAGCUGGUGACUGCCUGGGACGAUGACUGGGAGGACUCCGAGGAAACAGAGGCGCAGUUGCCGCCACAACCCGCGCUGCCGGUAGAGCAGCAGCGUCCUGGAAGAGGUCAAAGUGCCCCAUUGCCACCGCCUCCAAGUGAUUGCCUUUACCACGAGGCCCAGUUUCCGCCCUCUCGGCGGGCCAAAUACGUCCUGGUCGACUGCCUGGGACCUGUAGUACCCACCUCCAUUAUCUACGGCCUGAAAUCCUCCACUCCCUCCAAAACAAAGAGGCAGAGCACUCAGCAAGAAGAGCCUCCCACGGAUGGCGGGGGAGAGAAGGUGACGGAGGAGCCGAAGUCACAGUUCCUGGAACUCCUCGUCACCGUGCAGAAUAACACUCGGUUAAAAGAGAAGAUGGCCAAGACAGCCAUGCCACAAGUCAAGACCUUCCCCGUGAUGAUCUCCGGAGGCUACCAUGCCCAGGUGCGACUUUAUUUGCCGCCCGUUUUGCGCGAGGAUGAGAUCACGCGGUAUCCCACCAUAUUGCACGUUUACUCGGGUCCCGGCUCUCAGUUGGUCACCGAUCGCUGGCACGUCGAUUGGAACACCUAUCUGGCUGGCAGCAAGGACUAUAUUGUCGUGGAGAUCGACGGACGGGGAUCCGCGGGCCAGGGUUACCAGCUGCUCCACGAGGUCUACAAACGUUUGGGCAGCGUUGAGGUGUCCGACCAACUGGAGGUCAGUGAGUACCUUAGGGACAACCUGCACUUUAUUGACUCCCGGAGAAUGGGAGUCUGGGGCUGGAGUUACGGCGGAUACACGGCUGCACUGGCCCUCGCUGGCCAGCAGUCGAUCUUCCAAUGCGGCAUAAGUGUAUCGCCGGUGACCAACUGGAAGCUGUAUGACUCCACCUAUGCCGAGCGCUAUCUGAGUUUCCCCAACGUGACGGAUAACUACAAGGGUUACGAGGAGAGCGACCUAUCCAAGUACGUGGAUAACCUGCGAGAUCGCCAGUUCCUGCUCGUUCAUGGCACUGCGGACGACAAUGUCCAUGUGCAGCAGUCGAUGGUGCUGGCCAGAUCCCUCACCAGCAAGGGAGUGCUCUACAAGCAGCAGAUAUAUCCUGACGAGGGUCACAGUUUAUCGGGGGUCAAGCGACACCUGUACCGCUCGAUGACAGCCUUUUUCGAGGACUGCUUCAAGAAACUGGUGCCGCCGGAAACGAAAGCUGGCCUGGGGAGUGGCGGCGAUAUGCAGCAGCAAUAAGCAUAAAUUAUGGAAUCACCAACAAUAUACAUAUAUAAACAGCAUAUUUCUGAUAGGAAACAAAAAAAAGUAUAAAACGUCGCUAACUUCAACUGGAACGUGCGAACGAAAUGGUUUUGUGAAUUGCAUAAAAUGUGAUUUAUCAUCGGCACACCAACAGCAACACUCACACAGACCCACACACACCCUGGGACAGAGAACUGUUAAAUGGCAACACGAAUGGCCCAGCAACAACAAGCAACUAAGUUAAAUGGCAUUUGGUGUAAAAUUAAUAAGCAAAACAGCGCAGCAGCAGCAGCAAAAGCAGCGAAAAUGCCAAGUAAGUGUGGACAAAAAGCAGCAUAAACAAAUAAAUGUAUGUGUACGAACGUACGUACAUAUGUAUAUGUGUGCAGACAAAGCGAACAAAAUCAACAUGGUUGUGAAAACAUAACUCACACAGGCACAGACCCCGACACUCGCACACAGACACAAGCACAACGACAGAGAAAGUAAGAGAGAGCGGCAGAGGGAAGAAGAGCGCGCGAGAGCACGCACAAAGGUAGGCAAUAAAAAUUUACACAUGCGGCUUUUCUCCGCCGACAGGUGUGACAUUUCCUUACUCUCGUAAAAAGGUUUUCAUAACUCCAUAAAGCCUUUGCUCAAAGUGUCCCUCACCGAGUCAAUAUCCUUGAAUUUUCAUAGUUUUCGUUCGCUGAUUUCUUGAAAACCAAAACA
Drosophila kikkawai is the source of this 4581-nucleotide messenger RNA. RefSeq names its product Dipeptidyl peptidase 10 (gene Dpp10). Gene Ontology annotation, cellular component: plasma membrane. The record is from RefSeq and is a predicted model, not a curated record. Lineage: Eukaryota; Metazoa; Arthropoda; Insecta; Diptera; Drosophilidae. Gene Ontology annotation, molecular function: serine-type peptidase activity; dipeptidyl-peptidase activity. Gene Ontology annotation, biological process: proteolysis.